Lolium rigidum is the source of this 595-nucleotide messenger RNA. Its product is annotated as F-box protein At5g67140-like. The record is from RefSeq and is a predicted model, not a curated record. Bases 16 to 348 code for a protein of 110 amino acids. Gene Ontology annotation, cellular component: SCF ubiquitin ligase complex. Lineage: Eukaryota; Viridiplantae; Streptophyta; Magnoliopsida; Poales; Poaceae. The transcript has 2 exons. Gene Ontology annotation, biological process: SCF-dependent proteasomal ubiquitin-dependent protein catabolic process.
UUCUUAUUAGACUUUAUGACCUUUUUUGAAACUAAUUCCGUGCAGGUUUCAAGAGCUCGUUCUUUGCAGCACCUGAACAUUGGUGGGACUUUUAUCACCGACGAAUCACUCUAUGCAGUUGCAAACAGUUGUGCAAAUUUGAAGAGCAUCAUCCUGUGGAGCUGCCGCCACGUGACGGAGGCCGGGCUGGUGGCGCUGGUGAACAAGUGUCCGGAACUGGAGUGCAUCAACGUCGGCGGCAUGCGGGUGUCACCGGAGAGUUUCGCCGGCCUGCUCUCCAUCAGCCCUGCUCUCCGCAUCAGGUCCAUUCCGCAGAUUCUCAACACCAACGUCGUGCAGGUCGCAUGAGCGAAGUUCGCUGCCCAGACCGUACAUAUUGUCCCAUGGGAUUCGUGGCGCUGUUGAUUCCUCUCGUGUUUUGAUGUGUUGUGCAUAUGUUGGCUUGUGUACAUGUUACACUGAAUAAUAAAUUGUAUAAAAUAGACAUUACAGAUACUCUGCAAAAUGAUCCUGUCUGUCCAGGAAGCAGCUGGAUGCCAUAAAGUUUACAGUGCCAUUCAUUUAAUCAAUUUGUGAUCAGAUCGGUUUGACAAUA